AAAAAGAUGGUUCAAUUGUCGGUUGGAAUGUUAAAGAUAAAGAUAAGGUUCAACUUAAAUUUGAUCAAACUAUUAAAAUUAAUCAAUGAAAUCGAAAGUUUGUGUGUUUCUGAUGAUAAGAAACUUGGUUAUUGCCAUAGUAAUAAUUUUGUAAUCGAUAUGAAUAAUAAAGAUAAAAAAAUUGCAUUAAGUUUUGAUAUUGAAAUUCGUCCACACUAUUGUACCUUUAAUUUAAAAGGUGAAUUUAUUUUAUAUAGUGGAGUUAACUCUUGCUUCAACGAGCAUGAAAUUAUUUGGAUUUAUUCCACACAAACUAAAAAUAACAAAUGGGAAUGUAAGAGAUUUUACAGGAUACCUAUUUAUCGUCAUAAUAUUAUUAGUAUAUCAAAAUAUGAUAAAAUUUACGUGGUUUCAGAUGAUUACAUUUAUGAAUGGAAUAUUAAUACUGAAAAAAGUGUAAAAAUAUUUGAUAAUAAUAAGGAUAGUAAUGAAAUUGAAACGGAUCAUAUCGGAAUAUUCAGUAAUGAAAAGUUUAAUAUUUUAAAAGUCAAUGAUAAAAUCAUCGUUUAUUCAAUCGAAUUGGGAAUUACUAUUGCUUCUUUGGAUAUAAAUGAUGAUAUUCAACUAUAUAAU
Rhizophagus irregularis DAOM 181602=DAOM 197198 is the source of this 633-nucleotide messenger RNA. Lineage: Eukaryota; Fungi; Glomeromycota; Glomeromycetes; Glomerales; Glomeraceae. The record is from RefSeq and is a predicted model, not a curated record.